Messenger RNA from Oppia nitens, 1431 nucleotides. RefSeq names its product prostatic acid phosphatase-like. The transcript is spliced from 10 exons. Bases 124 to 1422 code for a protein of 432 amino acids. Gene Ontology annotation, biological process: dephosphorylation. Gene Ontology annotation, molecular function: phosphatase activity. The record is from RefSeq and is a predicted model, not a curated record. NCBI's taxonomy places the organism in Eukaryota, Metazoa, Arthropoda, Arachnida, Sarcoptiformes, Oppiidae.
ACAAUUAUUAUGUAAUCGUAAUAAAUAAUAACACAAUGAAACAUAUUUUUAUCAUUUUGUGUAUAUUUAGUUAAUUUAAUAAUUUGAUAGAAAAGUUUAUUAUUUACUAAUUUAAAACUAAUUAUGAAAUCAACGAUCAGUUUAUUUGUUUUUGUGAUAUAUAUAGUGAUAAAUGUAUUGUUUGUUGUCAUUACUUCUUCUACUGAUUCAUCACAACUUAAACUUGUUUUUAUGAUUCACCGACACGGCGACCGCACACCCAUUCAGAGCUAUCCAACUGAUCCAUACGCUAACAGCAGCUAUUGGCCCGACGGUUGGGGACAAUUGACAACUAAAGGUAAGCAACGUAUGUAUGCAUUGGGAGAGUAUAUCCGCCGUCGAUAUCAAGAUUUUUUGACAAUUGAUCCGCGAGAAGUGUAUAUUAGGAGCUCCGGCUCUGAUCGAUGUCUUGAGAGUGCGGCGCUUGUGAUGGCAGGAAUGUAUAGACCUGAUGACAGAUGGAUAUGGGAUAACCAAUUAGGAAAACAAUGGCAACCAUUUGCCAUUCAGACAGUACCUCAUGAUAACGAUAGCAUGCUUAAUCCUGGCUCUCAUUGUGUGUCCGCCGAACAAGAAUUAUCAAGAAUUCGAGGUUCUUCUCAAUAUAUAUCAAUCACUCAGAAGAAAAAGGGUCUAUUGGAUUACGUGUCCAUUAACUCUGGUCGUAAUGUGACUGAUUUGGAUUCGGCCGAAAAGAUAUUUGAUGUCAUCGCUAUUGAACAACAAAAUGGCUAUAAACUUCCGCUUUGGAUCGAUACACCCACUUUUGAUGCAUUGAAAGAUAUCUCCGAUAUUACAUUUGUUUUAGACUUUUCUACACAUUUGAUUCAACGUUUAAGGACAGGAUUACUUCUUAAAGAUGUGAUAAAUCGGGCGAAAGAAGAAAUUUCUAAAAACAAAAACAAUACUCAUUCGUAUAAUUCAAUUAAGAAAAAAAUUUUCAUUUAUUCCACCCAUGACACACAAUUGGCAACUCUGAUGAAUGCAUUGCAUAAUUUUGACAAUAAAUCGCCUCCAUUUGGAUCGACAAUAUUGAUUGAGUUAAGACAAAGCAAUUCAAAUUAUACAUUCAAUUUCUAUUAUAUGAAUGACACAUAUUCUAAGCCUAUACCUCUUGGUCUACCAAACUGUACGGAUCAUCAAAAUGAAUGUUCUUUCACACAAUUUGUUGAAUCUGUAAAUGAUUUAAUUCCCGACGAUUGGGAUCAUGAGUGUCAUAAUACACACACAUCUUGUGAAUCAACUACAGUAAUGGCAUAUCUUUUUGGAUCUCUGAUGACUUUGGCAGUGAUAGCCAUUCUAUACAUUAUUUUUAUAAUAUUUAGACGAAAACCUAAUCAAAUAGCUUAUCAUAUGCUUCCAAAUAAAGCAGUUAUCAACUGAAGUUUAAAU